Messenger RNA from Schizosaccharomyces cryophilus OY26, 1234 nucleotides. RefSeq names its product enoyl reductase. The coding region runs from base 50 to 937 and encodes 295 amino acids. Lineage: Eukaryota; Fungi; Ascomycota; Schizosaccharomycetes; Schizosaccharomycetales; Schizosaccharomycetaceae. Gene Ontology annotation, biological process: very long-chain fatty acid biosynthetic process. The record is from RefSeq and is a predicted model, not a curated record. The transcript has 3 exons. Gene Ontology annotation, molecular function: oxidoreductase activity, acting on the CH-CH group of donors; protein binding.
UUGAAACCUAACAACAGCACAUACCUCAGUAUCAAUACUUUGUGAGGAAAUGAGUAUCAGUUUGGCUUCUAGAGGAAGGAAAAUUAAAUAUUUACCUAAAAAUCUCGAGUUUCCUCUGGAUGGUUCAAUUGACCAACUGAAGGAAGAGAUUUCUCAAAAAUCUCAGUUACCAAUUGAGCGGCUGAGGUUGAGUACAGUCGAUGGUACAGUUCUUCUUCCAGGAAAGACGCUUCGAAAGUAUGGCAUAGGCCCUGGAACAACUAUAUGGGUAAAGGAUCUUGGUCCCCAAAUCGGUUGGAGGACAGUCUAUAUAAUCGAGUACUUGGGUCCUUUAAUUAUUCAUUCUCUUUUCGUAUUAAAUUUAAAACAUAUUUACAGACAAGAGUUCAACCUUUCUUUAAAUCAAAAGAUUGCUUUUGUUAUGGUCAUACUACAUUUCUUGAAGCGUGAAUAUGAAAGCAUUUACGUUCACCGUUUUUCUUCUGCAACUAUGCCAUUCCGAAAUAUUUUCAAGAACUGCUUUCACUACCAUGUCCUCGCUGGUGUACUUCUUGCUUUCUUCAUAUAUGGUCCAUGGCAUUCCCAGGAUUAUAUUUCUCCCAAGCUACUUAUCUUUUAUACAUUUGGUUGGACUUUUUCCGUGCUGUCUAAUUUGAAGAUGCAUCUGAAGCUUCGGGAUUUACGUCCUGAGGGUUCCUCUAAACGCGCCAUACCUUAUGGGUAUGGUUUUAAUUGGGUUUCUUGUCCGAAUUAUUUUUUUGAAUCCCUUGAAUGGUUGCUUUUUGCUUUAAUAACCAGAUCCUGGGCUUCUUGGCUUUUCUUGGCGAUUGGAAGUGCACAAAUGUGGGUAUGGGCUCAAAAGAAACACAAACGUUAUCUCAAAGAAUUCCCUAAUUAUCCCAAGUCUCGUAAAGUUUUUAUCCCUUUUUUCAUGUGAGAUUUGAGAUAUGAUCUACCAUUGUUUCGAACCAAUUUUAGUCUUUGCCUCAAAUGCUUAUCCUUACUAUUGCUUUCAUUCAUGUAAUGUUUACGCGAAUAAGCUUUUACCUUUAUUAUUCACUCGGUUUACUGCAGUCUUGUCCUUUAUUGUUUGCGCUGCCGUCACCAGUGUUUAACUUUGCAAAUGCUUAUUACUUUCAUGCAGAGGUAUAGCAUUACAAUAUAGAACUAACUACCUAUAGUAAGUCGUCAAUUCAUUGUAUGUUUAUCUCCAAAGAAUGAGUUUCGUAUCUAA